Messenger RNA from Diuraphis noxia (Russian wheat aphid), 2128 nucleotides. Its product is annotated as plexin domain containing lethal (1) G0289. The record is from RefSeq and is a predicted model, not a curated record. Lineage: Eukaryota; Metazoa; Arthropoda; Insecta; Hemiptera; Aphididae.
ACGUAUUAUUUAGGUCUAUCGGCUACAUGGUACCUUUAUUAUUACUUGUAAUAAUUAUUAUUUGUUUCCAGCAGUUGUUACAGUUACCUCGACUAGUCGUCGGUCGUCGUUGUUCGCUAUUAAUUAUCUCGUUAGUCGUUUGAAGUCUUAAUUGUAUUCCCCACGUUUGAUUUUGCUUAGUGAUAGUUAUUAAUUAUGCGUUAUUAAAUAUUUGUAUUGUAUUUUCCAUUUCGCAUUCUCAGAAGUGUCAAAUAACUACAACAAUAAUUAUGACGACUAAAAUUUUUUACUGUGCUUUAUCUUUUGUUUUUCUUACAAUCUCCACAGUGUCUCCUCACGAAGAAAAUUUUUAUAAAAUCUCCAUACAAGAUAAGACUUUUCUAAAUACUGAUGUAAUUACACUUCCAAAUGUACGACUAAAAAGAUUUGCUGAAUCUCUUGUAACUAAUACUAGUACUACUUCUCAACAAAAACAUAUUUCUAUUCAAGCAGUCAUAGACAAAAACAAUGGAACAAAACAAACAAAACAAGAAACAAAUACACCAAACACUUCACCUAUUAUGAAAGACACUGAUAAGGUUCUUGGAAAAAAUUUGACUACAGUGACUCAUGAACCUCCAGUUCAGGCGAGUUCUGGAAAUAUAAGUUAUAUAGGAACAUCCACGCCUAUAGCUCUGCCAGUUGAUUUAGAAUUUCCGUCUGCAAUUACCAAUGAAACACUUAAAAAUCAUAAUAUAACCAAAUCAAAAAAUGAUUCUCAUAUAUACUACAAUAGUACAACAAUUAACAAUGUCAAGGUAUUUAAUGAUUAUUGGGUUGAUUUGGAGAACCAUCCUAAUGCAAAUAUACAUGAUAUGUUAUCAGAUUCUCAUCGCAGAGCUGCAACCAUCAACUUGAAGUUUCAAUUUCCUUUUUAUGGACAUUUAUUAAACUCAACUACAAUUGCAACUGGAGGUUUUUUAUAUUUAGGAGAAUACAUUCAUUCAUGGUUAGCAGCCACUCAAUACAUUGCACCUCUAAUGGCCAAUUUUGAUUUAAGUUCAUCAAACUAUUCAAACAUUUAUUACAUGGAAAAUGGUACUGCAUUAACAGUUACUUGGCAUAAUGUUACUUUACAAGAUAAACCUGAUGUUGGAGGAUUCACUUUUCAAACAACUUUACAUUCAAAUGGAAAUAUUGUAUUUGCAUACAAGGAUGUACCAUCUAAAAUMAAAGAAAUUGAUUCAACUAAUCACCCAGUAAAAAUUGGAUUAUCUGAUGCAUAUGUAUUAGAUAAAACAAUAUUUUUUGUGAGAAGAAAAACUAUUUAUGAGUAUCAUAGAGUAACAUUCCACGAGGAUGAAGUAACAAAUGGAACUGUUAUAAUUUUAACUGCAUUGCCAACAUGUCUCGAAAAGAAAAAUUGUUCUAGUUGUAUUAAAAAAGACACAAACUUUCAAUGUUUUUGGUGCGACAACCGAUGUUCAUCCGGAGUUGAUCGCAACCGUCAAGACUGGCAUCAGAAAGAUUGUGAGAAAUUGAAGCUUGUUAAUGAAGAUAUGUGCACAUCUGGAGCAACAACUGUUACUCCUAUUGUUGACAAUUMUAGUGUUGAAACAUCUGUUAAAACUGAAUCUCAUACAAAUUCUUCAUCUUCUAGUACAAGUUUAUUCUUCAUUGCAUUGUGUGUUUCAUUAACUUUAAUGUCAUUAGUCUGGGUGUUCUAUGCUUAUUUAAAUCCUCAUACACGAUCUGGACAAAUGCUAAUAAGAUAUCGACCAAAUCAGUGGGGUUGGAGAAAAGGAGAAGCUCGUUAUACAGCUGCUACUAUUCAUAUGUAAAGUGAAAUAAGUACGASAUCAACCAAAAAUUGACGACAGAAAGGCCCGGCUCUAACAGUUAAAUACACCUAAGCAAACUUAAGUUUUACUGCCCUUUACUUGUAAAUACUACAUCAAAUAUUUUUUAAUUCACCCGUGGCCUAUGUCGCCUACUCCUUAAGUCGGGCUUGUUUUUAUAAAACACAAGUAAAAAAUAUUGAAAUAGUGAUAUUCUUUGUAUUAUGUUUAAAUUAAGUUUAUUGUUUUUUUCUACUGUUGAUCUUAUGAAAUGAUGAAAUUUGUAACAUUCUUCUUAAAUUAAUUUUUUU